AUGAGUUAAAGAGGCGCGAGGGCGGUGUCAUGCCGGGGGUCCGGAUCUGAGCGCGUGCAGGGUCCGACAGAGAGCUCAGUUCAGUUCACUUUACUUUCCGACUUGUUUGGAGAAACUUCAGGUCUGUGAAGCGCAUUAACUUUACUCUAACACAGCUAUGCAGUUGCAGGAGUGGUUGCGUUCCUUUCGCCUCAGCAGCGGUGAUUUAGGAGGCACUGAAGUAGCGGAUCUCAGGGCUCUACUUCCCUCCCUGGCAUUCUCCCCUCCAUCUCUGCUCGGGCUCGGGGCCGUGGCCUCGCUCACGGCGUACUGGCUGGCGACCCGACCUCGAUCCAUCCGGCCUCCGUGCGACCUGAAGGCUCAGUCCAUACCUGUGGAGGGAGACGCCAGUUGCAGACGGUCAGCCUUGUUAAAGGACGAUAAUCUGCUAGAAUUCUACUACGAAGACACAAAGACGGUGUAUGACAUGUUUCAAAGAGGCCUGAGAAUCGCAGGUGAUGGUCCGUGCCUUGGCUUUAGGAAACCAUCAAAGCCGUACCAGUGGAUCUCCUACACUGAGGUGGCAGAGAGGGCUCAGGUGCUGGGCUCGGGUCUGCUGGCCAAAGGAUGCAAGCCUACUCCUAAACAGUUCAUCGGCAUCUUCGCUCAGAACAGGCCAGAGUGGGUUAUUACAGAAUUGGCCUGCUACACCUUCUCGAUGGCGUUAGUGCCUCUGUAUGACACACUGGGUUUGGAGGCCAUGGUGCACAUCCUCAACCUGGUGGAGAUCUCCCUGGUGGUCUGCGAUAAGGAGGAAAAAGCCGAGUCUCUGUUGGUGAAUAAGGAGAGCGGCGUGACCCCGACUCUGUCCUGCCUGGUGAUCUUUAACCCCGUGAGCGCCGCCCUGGUGGAGAGAGGGAGGAAGUGUGGUGUGGAGAUCCUGCAGCUCGAACAGCUCAUGGAGGUGGGCAGAGAAAAUAUCCAGCCUCCAGUACCUCCUCAGCCUCAGGACCUGGCUGUGGUCUGUUUCACCAGCGGAACUACAGGAAAGCCCAAAGGAGCCAUGAUCACACAUGGCAACAUCACCUCCAACACCUCCUCUGUCAUUAAGAUUCUAGAGGGCUUUUUCGAAAUCCGCCAGGAGGACGUGUCGAUCUCGUACCUGCCCCUCGCUCACAUGUUUGAACGCAUGAUCCAGGUGUCCAUGUUCUGCCACGGAGCGAGAGUGGGCUUCUACCAGGGUGACAUAGCACUGCUCAUGGAUGACAUCAAAACCCUGAAGCCUACCUUCUUUCCUGUGGUGCCCCGCCUACUCAACCGCAUCUAUGAUAAGAUCCAGGGUUCGGUGACAUCCGUGUUGAAGAGGGCCGUCCUACACUACGCCGUGAGCAGGAAACAGGCUGAGCUGAGCAGCGGAAUCGUCCGGAAUGACAGCGUGUGGGACAGACUGGUCUUCAACAAGAUACAGGCUAAUCUGGGAGGAAACCUGCGCUUCAUCCUGACAGCUUCGGCUCCCAUCUCGCCCACAGUGCUGUCCUUCCUCCGAGCUGCCCUUGGCUGCCUGAUAUUUGAAGGCUACGGUCAGACCGAGUGCACGGCCGGCUGUACGUUCUCUAUGCCCGGAGACUGGAGCGCAGGCCACGUCGGUGCUCCUCUUCCCUGCUCCAUGGUGAAACUGAUGGACAUUCCAGACAUGAACUAUUAUGCCAAGAACGGACAAGGAGAGAUCUGUAUCCGGGGUCCCAGUGUAUUUCAGGGUUACCUGAGGGACAAGAAGAGGACGGCCGAGGCUCUGGACAGUGAUGGAUGGCUCCACACGGGGGAUGUGGGACAGUGGCUGCCGAACGGGACUCUUUGCAUCGUCGACCGAAAGAAGAACAUCUUUAAACUCUCUCAGGGAGAAUAUAUCGCUCCCGAGAAGAUUGAGAAUGUCUACAUGCGUUGUGUUCCAGUGCUGCAGGUGUUUGUGCAUGGAGACAGUCUACAGUCUCACUUGAUAGGUAUCGUUGUCCCAGACCCAGAAGUCUUUGUGAACUGGGCAAAAGAGAGAGGAAUUGUGGGAUCGUAUGAAGAGCUCUGUCAGAAUCCAGACAUGAAGAAAGCAGUGCUGGAGGACAUGAACUCAGUGGGGAAGGAAGCAGGACUGAAGUCUUUUGAGCAGGUGAAGGAUUUGUAUCUGCAUCCUGAGAUGUUCAGCAUCAGCAACGGCCUUCUCACUCCCACCCUGAAAAGCAAGCGGGGGGACCUGCGGCGCGUCUUCAGCGAGCAGAUCGCACACAUGUACAGCAAAUCAGCCAUGUAGAGAUCCGGGACGGGCGUCUGAAUUUCAUUAUUAACGUUUUAAAUUAGAGAAUUAGAAAUCGUAAGCUAAGGUAACGCGCAGGGCCAGGGAUGCGCAAACGAUUCCGACUAAUCGUGUAUAUAACAAGAGCUCAAAGAACAGGCGAGGAAGCAACGAAGCUCGUUUUGAAGGAUAAACAAAGUUAGGUGGAUUCUAACUAUUUACAAACCUGGGCCAUUCUGACCUUCGACCCCGAGCGAACGAUCUGCCGGAAAUCAGUCGAGCGUAAAGACGACUUCAUCCCUCCGCUACCAGAGGGGAAAUGAUGCCGCCCAAUUUUCCUGCUGCUGUAAUUCAAUAACGUUUGUUAGACCUCGAUCGCGUGCGGUGCUUUUAAUCCGUUAAAAGCAGAAAGGUUGCACGCUUCAUGUUUCAAUCCGUGGAAGGUGCGACCACAGGCGACGGUAAUUUCUCACAUUAGGCACAUAAUUUAUGCAGUGUGUAUUAUAAAACGAGCAUGUGAACUGUAAAUGUGGACUUUUUCUUUUUUUUUUUUUUUUUUUGGAGCUGUACAUAUUGAGAAUUAAAAACCGGCAGAUUAUUAAACAUGCCACGAAUUCCAUCCAGGGUAGAGAUGUACUGUAUUUUGUAUCUGUUGUCUCUUAUGAAGCAGACGAAUAAAGAUAACACCUUGCA
Silurus meridionalis is the source of this 2956-nucleotide messenger RNA. RefSeq names its product acyl-CoA synthetase long chain family member 2 (gene acsl2). Gene Ontology annotation, cellular component: membrane; endoplasmic reticulum. Gene Ontology annotation, molecular function: arachidonate-CoA ligase activity. Bases 158 to 2281 code for a protein of 707 amino acids. The record is from RefSeq and is a predicted model, not a curated record. Gene Ontology annotation, biological process: very long-chain fatty acid metabolic process; long-chain fatty acid metabolic process; long-chain fatty-acyl-CoA biosynthetic process. The transcript is spliced from 21 exons. NCBI's taxonomy places the organism in Eukaryota, Metazoa, Chordata, Actinopteri, Siluriformes, Siluridae.